Durusdinium trenchii is the source of this 1320-nucleotide messenger RNA. The record is from the annotation of a GenBank genome assembly. NCBI's taxonomy places the organism in Eukaryota, Dinophyceae, Suessiales, Symbiodiniaceae.
AUGCAUGAAGACACCUGCGGUGUGUGCUUUGGCAAUCUGGAGGAGCUGAACGGAGCGAUCGAGCUCCCCUGCAGUUGUAAAGUUCCCUACUGCCAGCGGUGCUGGGACCGCACGCUCGCGACCUCCCUGAGCAACGUGGGCUUGCCACGCUGCCCCAGUUGUCGCGAGGUCAUCCGCGUCGACUACGAUGCCUCCGAGGGGCGCCUGGUCUUCUCGCGGGUGGCCGAUGCAACGGUUCGCUUCGAGAAUUGGCUGGAGACCUUGGAUGACAUCUUGCGACAACACAGCGUCCAGCGCUGCGACGAAGGCUUCAAGUUCAUCGCACGAACUCAAUCGGGCAAGUUGACAAAGCUCUUCGUGAUGUUUGCCUUCCAGGAGACUUGGGCCAAGGCCAAAGGCAGCCUCUGGCCGUUGCUGGAAGGCAAGCGACCGAGCCCAAGUGGCGAUUGGUUUGUCCUGAAUCAUCUCGGUGAGGAGGUCCACUAUCCGCGAGAACCCGCAGAAGAGGAGUUCCCGGUGCAGGUGCGCUACCCAAAGCUGGUGGAACAUCCCAUGACCGAGCUCGAUGCGAACAGCUUUCCGCUCACCUUGACCUUCAAGGAGUACGUGUUGAAUUUGGAGAUGCCGCGGGGCGGCGAGGUGUCCGGCGGCUCGGUGUCGCAGACCUUCGAGGUGGAUGAGGGCCGUCUCUUGGUGCGCGAGGAUGUGGGCAUGGCCCGGAAGUGGAAGGAUCAAACCACUGGUGUUUGCUUGCAUCCGGGCGACAGGAUCUUGGAGGUGAACGGGCUGCAAGAUGUGGAACUCAUUUGGGAGCAGCUGGGCUGUGAAGAGCUGCUGAAGGUCCGCUUGCAACAGCAGGGCAGCAUCUUCAAGACGGACGUCUACAAUGCCCAAGACGACAUGAGAAACCGCUUGCAGCGCCAGGCAAAACCCCGACAGCAGGAGCUGCUGCGGCGGCGGGAGCACUGUGAAGGGGCGCAAAGCUGCGUGUGCGGGGGCGAAUUGGAAUUGCUGCCCUUGCGGCAACGGGUGUCGCUCCUGGUGGAUCAGCAUGGCUUCCUCGAGUAUGCGGGGAAGCGCUUCUCGGUCGAUGACCUCAUUGCCAUGUCCGUGCGCGCCCAGACUGAGCUGGUGCUCUCUAUGGCAAGCUGUGACCUGCGACCUGUGCCAUCAACACAUCCAAGAGGAGAAACUAUGGACUUGUCAGAAUGGUGCCAACACCAUCCUCCACGCGCAGUCCUACGACGUGUGUGUCCAGUGCUUCAACACCUUCUCAGAAAGUGCCGGAAGCGAGAAGCGGGCGAGCUUGGUGAUUGGUGA